GCGGGAACCAACCCCGGACAGUCGCCAACACGCCGUACACUCACACUAGUACAGGGCCAAUUUAGACUCACCAAUUAAGCUAUCCUGCAUGAUUUUGGACCAUGGGAGGAAACCGGAGCUCACAAUUACGUGAUUUUAUAUAAAUGUUUAAACCGAAAAGCAAUUUGCCUUUAAAUAAAUUGUUUACUUGCACUGUCACAGGUUGGUAGAUAUCGCUAAAUAUUGUUCAUCUUAUAUCACACCAGUAUAAUCAUACACUGUUUAUUGUAUGCGACAUGAUAAUAUUUUAUUUGCCUUUGUAGAGAGCACAAGUAUAGUCCAACAAGGCCGUUAACUGAAAUUUGUUUCACACUCCUGCUCUAACCCAUUAGCAUAUUUUGGUCUUUUAUUUAUAUGAGAAGGGUACCAGCUAAGUGGGGUUUGUUUAGGUCAUAAAACGAGACACAUAAUUGGAACGUUCUUUUCAGAAUGUGUGUCAUAGUUUAAAAUAGAACUUUCAGACACGCGUUAACGUGAAAUCCACUUCAGUGAUUACAGGCCAAAUAAACAUUUAAGCAAACCAAUUAUUGAGACAUAUUACAAAAAUAACAUGUAACACAUUAAUAAAAAAAACGUCAAACAUUAUUUCGAGUUAUGUGUGUGUUUCAUAUUCAACAGCAAUAAAAAUAUUACAUAAUUAUAAACUAAAGCAGACCGUGUGUGUAUUGAAAGCGUCGAUGGGAUUGUGCGGAACCAAUAUUUGGAGCCGGUAUGCGGAACCCUGAGACAGUAAAUAGAUUUCUACACGGACUACGCGUCGGCAGUACCAGUGUUAAAGUGUUAUAUCGUAAAUAAGCCGGUAGCCGCUACCUGAUAGUAGCGUCGCAAUUCUGGGACAUCUGUCCCGAACCGGCUUCGCUAAUCCCGCCUGCCCCUAACGGGCUGCUGCACAGACGAUGGAAUCUGGCCGUAAAUGCCCGGACUGCGGCUCCUCCAACGUGGUGGAGGACGACCUGUACUCGCAGCCCCAGCUGGUGUGCACUGACUGCGGCUCUGUGGUGUCCGAGGGGCAGCUCACCACCACCCGCAGCGAAGAGAUUCAAGGGACAGUUGUUCGAUAUUGUGAAAGUACAGCAGUUGACAAGCAGCCUUGCAGGAAUCAAAUUAAAGGCCUGAAGCGAGUCCGUGCGCUUUGCCGCAUUCUGCGCCUACCUCCUGUCAUCGAGGAGACGUCGGAGAGCCUGUUCGCUCAGGCCUACGAGAAGCCGGAUUUCCUGCACGUUAGCCUGCCGAAGAAGGAGGUGCUGGCCGGCUGCUGUGUACUGCUGGGCUGCCGGAUGCAGGGCUGGCCCAUCACCAUGGGAACGGUCAGCUCCCUGCUGGACACAGACUCUUGCCUCAUGGGGACAGUGUAUAAGAUGGUAGUGAGCACCCUGAAGCUGGAGUCACCUCACACCAACAUCAUGGACCUGAUGGAGGGCCACUGUCGAGAGUACCAUCUGAGCCCCCCAGGUGUCCCGGAGGAGUUCUGUGAGAGUGCGGACCGGCUGGCCAGCCGUGCCUCGGCGCUGGUGGAGCUGGCAUCAGACACCUGGCUGAUGACUGGCCGCCACCCGGUGCCGGUGAUGGUGGCAUCUGUGUACCUGGCCUGGCUGUCCCUGAAGCCGUCUCCGGUCCGCCUGAAGCUCUCGCUGGGCCGCUUCUGCCAGAUGGCCAAGGUGGCGGUGCCGGGGCCGGCCUCCAAGCGCGUGGCGGAGCUGAAGGAGGUGUUGUGUCGGCUUGGCCAGGAGCUGCCCUGGCAGAAGGGAGCUGCUGUCGGCCCCCAGAAAGUGGCUGUGCUGGUCGAAGACGUCUUGAAGCAUCGGCUCACACUGCUGAAGCGGGCAAUUCGCAGCCACGAGGACGCACUGGCCAUGGACACUGAGGGUCUGAAUGCAGGCAAUACCCCAAGUUCCACGUUACCCCUUUCUCCGUGUACCAGCGGUGUGGCCCCUAUUUGUGAGGAUCUACCGACUGGGUCCUCCCCCUGUUCUGAAGGACAGCCUAAUUUCCACCAUUCGCAGCGCCCUACGCCCCAUGCCAAGGGCUGUCAGACGGCGCAGAGCGUGCGCGAUUCAGGGGACGUGGUCGUCACGGUGACGGGAUCUGCAAAGAACCCAGAAGCGAGAGGGGAACCGGCCCGCGGCUCUGCAGAACACUGGGGCAAGAGGCACCCGUUUGUUCCCCCGUGCACAAGGAAGCCGUCAAAGAAACCUCGGCUGGCGGACACGGGACCAGAGGUGACGGGAGAUGAGGAGAUCUCGGACAGCGAGAUCGAGGGGUACCUCCGCACGCCACUGGAGAUGAGGGAGUUUGCCGAGACCCAGAUGAAGCUGCAGUAAGACAGUUACUGACUGGUCCAGCAUGAGUCGUCUGAAACCGGGGCUGUCAGACAGUGCUUGGCCUAUCUUCUCUGCUGGUCCCCAUUUAAUUCGUCCUGCAAUGUGGCCUUGAAAUAGCUACAUUGUUCAGAUGUAUCGAAUCAUCGGGCUAUUUAGUGAGGGACUGUCGAGCGAGAAACCUGGCACCCCAUGGAGAGAACACCUAUUAAAAUCUAAUAUUUCCGCUUUUUGCAUUUUGGAACUCUUGUCAGAUGUGUGGAUAUACCUCCUGGCUUCCAGGAGUGUGUUUUCACAUUAUCCUUUGAACAGCGAAUUGAGUUUGCAUUGUUUGGAUGAUUCAAACAUGUGUUUAUGUUUUCUUUACUGAAAAAGACUAGAUUUUGGAAUUACUUGCUAACCUUUUCUUUUUUAAUGAAAUUAAAUCGUUAAAAUUAA
This is a messenger RNA of Brienomyrus brachyistius, 2795 nucleotides long. RefSeq names its product BRF2 RNA polymerase III transcription initiation factor subunit (gene brf2). The transcript is spliced from 5 exons. Gene Ontology annotation, molecular function: RNA polymerase II general transcription initiation factor activity; TBP-class protein binding. NCBI's taxonomy places the organism in Eukaryota, Metazoa, Chordata, Actinopteri, Osteoglossiformes, Mormyridae. The record is from RefSeq and is a predicted model, not a curated record. Gene Ontology annotation, cellular component: transcription preinitiation complex; nucleus. The coding region runs from base 936 to 2360 and encodes 474 amino acids. Gene Ontology annotation, biological process: transcription preinitiation complex assembly; transcription initiation at RNA polymerase II promoter.